Pleuronectes platessa (European plaice) is the source of this 1380-nucleotide messenger RNA. RefSeq names its product coiled-coil domain-containing protein 152. The record is from RefSeq and is a predicted model, not a curated record. The transcript has 8 exons. Lineage: Eukaryota; Metazoa; Chordata; Actinopteri; Pleuronectiformes; Pleuronectidae. The coding region runs from base 1 to 801 and encodes 266 amino acids.
AUGUGCAUCUUCAUGUACAUUAAAUUCUUUGGACAGACACUGUCUGUUGCUCUUGAUCCACAGACGAUCUCACAGGUCAGUAGCAGAAACCAGCUGCUGGAGGUCGAGCAGGACGACGCCACACGACUCGUUAACUUCUACCAGACCAAAGAGACAAGUCUGACUGAAGAGAGAGACAGCCUUCUUCUCACAGUGAACAGUUUGCAGCAGACUCUGCAGGAGCAGUGCAACCUCAGAGUGGAGAACCAGAGACUGAAGAGGGACGUGGUCGACCUGAAGCGACAGAACGAGAGAACAGUGGAGGAUGGAGAGGCUGAGGUUCAGCAGCUGCUCGGUGUCAUGCUCACGAAGGAGGAGAGACACAAGAGGGAGCUAGAGGCUGUGAGGCAGCAGAGCAGGAGGGAGGCGGAGCUCGCGCAGAGGGAGGGUUACAGUCAGGUUGAAGCCAAAGAAGCUGAAGUGAAGAACCUUCUGGAGAAGAAGGACCUGCACCUGGAGGAGAUGAAGAAGAGGCUGAAGGAUCAGGAGCGAGAGAGGCAGAGCGAGCUCCUCAAGUUACAGAUGGAGUUUGGUGCGAAGUUAGCCAGAGUUCAGAGCUCCGCCCAGUGGAGGGAGCAGCAGCAGCAGCAGCAGCAAGGCUCCAGCCUCCUUCCCCAGAGCGUCUUCAAGAGGAAGCUGCAGUUCAUCCAAGAGGAGAAGAACAAGGAGAUUGGGUUCCUGCGUCAGAGAAUCAAGGAGCUGGAGGAGAGCCAGCGCUGCAGCAGUGUCAGCGACAGCCGCCUGAAGAGGAGGAAGAUCUAGAUUGUGUCAAGGCCAGCGACGUUAACAAGCUCCAGACUCACUGGAGACACAAGUAACUCAACCAGUUCAGACUUUAUAGUUCAUUAGUUUCAUUUUGAAAGCACAAACUGUAGAGAUCCCACUGCUUCUGAUGCACAGCCGUCCCUCACCAGAGCUGCUGCUUCACAGGUGAGCCGUGUGCAGAGAACACGUUCAGACAGUUUACCUGCUUAAGGCUUUAAUCCAAUCAGACGGCUGCAGGGAGGCGACGCAGAGGAAGCAGGAAGUAGCUGGAAGUCCAGGAUCGUUCAGGGAAUUUAACCUAUUUGAAUUCUUUCAAUUAAAGACAAACUAAUCAUUUAACUCCGACUCAGGCUCCUCAAAGUCAAACUCUUCUUUCACUGAUGUGGACAAUCUCUGCAAUGAUCAGAGUAUUUAUUGUAUUGUAUGAGUUAUUUACAUUCAUAUAUUUAUAAUUUUAGAACAUGCAUGGUGUUGUCAUUCUGAACAGUGAUACUCCAGCUUUAUUGUUUUGAGCUGAACUCUGAAAGCCUGUGUUGAUAUUUGAUGGUUUAUUAAACUGGAGCAAUGUGAAGUUGA